AUGGGAUCGGAAGUAGCGGCCGUGGAAACUGUGCAGCAACCGUUACUAGAGGCAACGAAAUCGGAAGUCGAUUUUGGGAUGGAGAGUGUGUUAACGGACACUCAUUUGUCAUAUUUCCGACGGAUUUACCUAGCGGCUUUGAUCGAGAUGAAGUUUCUCUUCCACCUUGCGGCUCCGGCGAUAUUCGUGUACGUGAUCAACAAUGGAAUGUCUAUGCUCACUCGUAUCUUCGCUGGUCGAAUGGGAAGUAUGCAACUCGCCGCCGCUUCUCUCGGAAACAGUGGCUUCAAUAUGUUCACCUUUGGUCUCAUGCUUGGAAUGGGAAGUGCAGUAGAAACAUUAUGUGGACAAGCACACGGAGCUCACAGAUACGACAUGCUCGGAGUCUACUUACAAAGGUCAACGAUAGUUCUACUUCUCACCGCACUUCCAGUGACUUUACUCUUCAUCCUCUCCAAACCUAUCCUCAUUUACAUCGGCGAACCAGCUGACGUGGCAGCCACGGCUUCCGUUUUCGUCUACGCUAUGAUCCCAAUGAUAUUCGCUUACGCCAUCAAUUUUCCCAUCCAAAAAUUCCUUCAAUCGCAAAGUAUUGUCACACCAAGUGCUUACAUUUCAUCCGCAACACUCGUCCUUCACUUGAUUCUCUCUUGGCUCUCUGUCUAUAAGUUUGGUUGGGGUCUGUUUGGUCUCUCGGUCGUUCAUAGUAUCUCGUGGUGGAUCAUUGCCGUGGCUCAGAUUAUGUACAUUAAGAUGAGCCCAAAAUGUCGCCGGACUUGGACCGGGUUUAGUUGGAAAGCUUUCGACGGUUUAUGGGACUUUUUCCGGUUAUCUGCUGCUUCUGCUGUUAUGAUUUGCCUUGAGUCUUGGUAUACUCAAAUUCUUGUUCUUCUCGCUGGACUUCUCAAGAACCCUGAGCUUGCAUUGGAUUCUCUAGCAAUCUGCAUCUCAAUUUCUUCAAUCUCGUUCAUGGUAUCCGUUGGAUUCAACGCAGCUGCAAGUGUAAGAGUUAGCAAUGAAUUGGGAGCCGGGAAUCCAAGAUCAGCAGCAUUUUCAACUGCAGUAACUACAGGAGUAUCAAAGUGUAGAGGUCGCCGAAGCAGUAGCCGAUCUCGCUCCUUACUUAGCUAUUACCAUAGUUCUCAAUGGAGUCCAACCAGUGUGGCUGUUGGAUGUGGGUGGCAAGCAUUUGUGGCAUAUGUGAACAUUGGAUGUUAUUACAUUGUGGGGAUUCCUAUUGGUUAUGUUCUUGGUUUCACCUAUGAUAUGGGAGCUAAGGGAAUAUGGACAGGAAUGAUUGGGGGUACACUCAUGCAAACUAUUAUCUUAGUCAUUGUCACGUUCCGAACUGAUUGGGAUAAAGAGGUUGAGAAGGCUUCGAGACGACUGGACCAGUGGGAAGAUCAAGCUCCCCUUCUUAAGCAAUAA
Messenger RNA from Arabis nemorensis, 1428 nucleotides. The record is from the annotation of a GenBank genome assembly. NCBI's taxonomy places the organism in Eukaryota, Viridiplantae, Streptophyta, Magnoliopsida, Brassicales, Brassicaceae.